GUGGAGGGACAGAGCCGGGAGUUGGGGAGAAGGGAUUCUGAGUCUCUGGGAAUGAGCCCAGGAGUCCUUCCCCAACAUAAACCCCCUCCACUCCUGCAGCUGGAGACCUUUUCCCUGGCCUCGGUGCUCCUCUGAGGAGAGAGAGGUUGGGCAAGCUGUUUGAGUGGGAAAGGAGAACUGGAGGAAGUUGACAGGGAUGGGCGGGGCCCAUGGGGGGGCUGACCAGGAACCCAGCUUCCUGCUCAGAACCCAGGCAUCCAGCCCCCAGCUUACCCCCACCCCUUCCAGCCCCCACUCCCCUCUGGAAUCCAGGGUUCCAGCCCUCCUCCCAAAUCCCAGCCACCCCUCCCCCAUCAGUUUCUCCCCUCCAGGGGAUGGAGGCCGAGAGACCCCAGGAAGGAGAAGAGGAUGGUGAGCAGGACUACCCCCAGGAUGAGCAAGACUGGCCCCCUCUGAGCACCACCACUCGGCCUUGGCGAUCUGCUCCUCCAUCCCCUCCUCCCCCAGGGACCCAGCGCACAGCCAUGGGGCCCCGCUCGGCCUCCCUGCUCUCCCUGCAGACAGAGCGCCUUCUGGACCUGGUGGCUGAGGCCCAGUCCCGCCGCCUAGAGGAGCAGAGGGCCACCUUCCACGCCCCCCUGAGCCCCCCAACUUUGUCCCAGGCCCUGCCCCGGCCACUUGAGGACAGAGAACAGCUCUACAGCACCAUCCUCAGCCACCAGUGCCAGCGGAUGGAAGCCCAGCGGUCAGAACCUCCCCUCCCUCCAGGGGGGCAGGAGCUCCUGGAGUUGCUGCUGAGGGUUCAGGGUGGAGGUCGAAUGGAAGAGCAAAGGUCCCGGCCACCCACACAUACCUGCUGAGACCUGAAGCCCCAAACGGCCCCUCUGCACGCACGGGGUGCAAACCUGGUCACCCCACUGCAUGCCCUCAACCCUGCUUGGCAGGGGCACCAGAGACUGGAAGACCCUCAAUCUUCAUCCCCUUCAUCCACCUUCCCUGGGAACUGGAGGGGGUGAAGGUCCUCAACCCUGGGAACAGGAGAAAGGCAAGGUAGGAUGGUCAUUUAACUCCCUUCCCAAGUGCAAGGGAGCCCGAAGCAGAGAGAGGAUCCCGGCCACCGAGGGACACCCCAUCCCCUCUUCUCAUCUGGCCUGAGCAGUGCGGACACCCCCAGUGGUCAAGCCACUAGGCAGGGUUUGAGGGCUCAGGCUUUUGCCUCCUGAGAAAAGGCAAACCUGAGAGACCUGAGAGAUGGCUCUACCCUCCUUCCCAGCAAGAAGAAAGGGAGGGUGGGUGGGCACCAGGAACAGGGUGAAGCUUGUUCUCUCACCCCCACCACUGUCAUCCCCCAGCCCCAGGACUGAAGGGCCUACAGGCUGUGAAUGGACUUAGCCCUGCCCACCCUCCCUCCCUGCUGCUGCUCAGAGUCUGAUGUUUUGGUUGUGUUAAUAAAUGUAAUUCCCCUCUGGACUGAAGGCUGGUGUCUGGGGGGACCGGGUGGAGGGUGGCAAGGUGAGGCCAGAGGCUGCCUCUCUCCCCAGUCUGGCCAGAGGCCAGCUCCCCUCCCUGGCUGGUUAAUUACUGGCUCAUUAAGCAGCGACUGGAGACCUCCCUAAUUAUCCCCCCCAACCCCCCUCUCCUGGUUUUAAUUAAGUAGAACAGAGAGGGGAGUUAUUAGGACAAGAAAUAUGAACUGCGCUGUCUGUGAACCCAGGCAUUCCAGCGGUCAGAGACCCCAUCACCCUGACUCAGAACCUGGGUGAAGUACCCCAGCCCCCGACACGCCCCCCUCCCAGGCCACAGAAAUCCAGCCUUGGCGCCUUCCCCUAUUCCCCACCCCGGGCGGUUUCCUCCCAUCCUGCCCUCGUCCCCGCGUCCCUCUCCCCUCCUCCACUCGGUCUCAGUUCCUCGGUUU
This is a messenger RNA of Choloepus didactylus (southern two-toed sloth), 1915 nucleotides long. RefSeq names its product G protein signaling modulator 3 (gene GPSM3). The transcript is spliced from 4 exons. NCBI's taxonomy places the organism in Eukaryota, Metazoa, Chordata, Mammalia, Pilosa, Megalonychidae. The record is from RefSeq and is a predicted model, not a curated record. Gene Ontology annotation, molecular function: protein binding; GTPase regulator activity. Bases 210 to 860 code for a protein of 216 amino acids. Gene Ontology annotation, biological process: regulation of inflammatory response.